AUGGCAGAUAAAGAGAUGGUUUCCAAGUCGGUGAUGGAUGUGGUGUCGACUCCUGCCGUGGAUGAGGACCAGAAUUCAGCGAUUGUCUCGGAUAAGGGGUCGGUCACUCAAUCCGAUGAUGGCAAGAAGGCACCCCCGUUGGCGGCGAAGCUCUUUGCUGUACUGUUGAUUUCUUGUAUCAGCUUUGGAUCGCAUUGGAGUUCUGGCGUGACGGGCGCUAUGAAGAGCACGAUCAAGAAGCAGAUGCAUAUUAACAAUGUGCAAUUCUCGCUUUUGGAAGCAAGCGAGGAUUUCAUGGCAACUGUUUUGCUGAUUCCGAGUGGUUUGGUGACUGAUAGGGUUGGUGGUGCUGAAAUGAUCGUGUAUGGAAAUAUUGUGUAUACGAUCGGAUCGAUUCUUGUUGCUGCAGCCACGACUGUGCGCUCUUUUAAUUUCAUGAUUGGAGGACGAGUGAUUCUGGCGCUUGGAGAUAUCGCCACGCAGAUCGCACAGUACAAGAUGUUUUCAUCCUGGUUCGCGCCUAGUAAUGGGUUUGCGUCGACUCUUGGAUUUGAAUUGGCUAUCGGAAAGAUUGGCGGCUUUGUCGGUAAAUCCACGGCCAACGUGAUCGCAAAGAAAACUGGAAACUUCGCUUGGGUCUUCUGGACUGCCGUGUUCAUGAACCUGUUCACCAAUGCCGCCACGGCCGUGUUCUGGUUCUUCAGUCGGUAUUGCAACAAACAUUAUAAUGGACGUCGCGACACUGCAACCAACGAGCAGUUGACCGAGAAAAACAAGAAGUUCGAGCUCCAGAAGGUCUUCCAGCUACCUUGGAUGUUCUGGGCAGUGUUGGCUUUCUCGUUGUUCCAGACUAGCACUGCUUCGACUUUCAGUCAGAAUGCGACUGAGUUGGCAGAGCAGCGAUUUGACGUCGGCUCGAUCCAAGCUGGAUGGUACAGUUCUUUGUCUCAAUAUGCUGGGUUCUUCCUCGUUCCUUGUCUGGGUGUCUUUAUUGAUGUUCUCGGACACCGUGCUUCUGUCUUGUUUACCUGCGGAUUGGGUAUGUUUUUGAGUAUGGUCCUGCUCAAUUUCGCGCCGUCCAGAGCGGGCACUGGUGCAUCCUUUGGUAUAUACGCGAUCGCCGUGUCUAUGGGCCCGACAUCCAUUAUCGACAGUAUCCGAACGACUCUUUGGCACCAGUCUGUCUUUGGAUCUGCUUACUCGCUCAAGGUCACCAUGAACAAUGCCAUGAACAUUAUCAUUCGCAUCAUCACUGGCGCGUUGCAGGAUGCAGAUGACAACUCGUAUCGUCGUGUGGUCCAGGUCUACCUCUUCCUCGCAGCCGCCUCCGUUGUCGUCGGCUCCGCAAUUCUGAUCGGCUCAUUUUUGACGAACAACCUGGGCAUGUUGCAAUGGACGCGACACAAGCGCUUGACAUCCGGUGCCGAGAUCAUUCAGGGUCUUAAGGAGCGCAGCCUCGUGGCGCAUGCCCAGCGUACCCGGCGCGUGUCCGUCGGAUGUUUCGGAGCCCUGCUGCUCUUGAUACUUGGGGGUUGGGUGGCGUAUAUCUGGGGUGCCGUGACGGGACAUAACUCGUAG
This is a messenger RNA of Penicillium cataractarum, 1578 nucleotides long. RefSeq names its product putative MFS transporter. Bases 1 to 1578 code for a protein of 525 amino acids. Gene Ontology annotation, molecular function: transmembrane transporter activity. The transcript has 7 exons. Gene Ontology annotation, biological process: transmembrane transport. The record is from RefSeq and is a predicted model, not a curated record. NCBI's taxonomy places the organism in Eukaryota, Fungi, Ascomycota, Eurotiomycetes, Eurotiales, Aspergillaceae.